CCACACUACACUCAUCGGAACCAAAUUCGUAAAUCAAAAAUUAAAAAUAAAUCAAGUAAUUGUGCGGAAUAAAGGCAGGCACGCCGUCGAUGCGAUAACCGCCACCCCCGAUUCCCAACCCCCGGAAGCUGUCAACUCACCUGGUUUCAGGUGUGUUCUUCGGUUUGUUGUUUUAGUUCUUAACUCCGGAAAGAUGAGCUUGCAGUCGAUUAAAUACUCGCGAGGCAGCCUGGAGAUUCUCGACCAGCUCCUUUUGCCCGGUCAAUCCAAAUACGUGGUAGUGCGAGGGGUCGAGGAUGGCUGGAAGGUCAUUAACAAGAUGCAGGUUCGUGGUGCUCCAGCCAUCGCUAUCGUGGGUUGUCUUUCGUUGGCCGUGGAAGUCAACCCCGAGGAGUUCGGGAGCAAAAAGUUGUUGCGUCAGGAGAUCGAGGGCAAGUUGAACUACCUGGUUUCCGCCCGCCCCACAGCGGUCAACAUGAAAAUCGCCGCCGACGAACUGAUCACCUUGGCCAACGAACUCGACAAGGACGAGACCAUCGACGUUGCCGAAAUGAAGCAAAGAUUCCUGAGUGCCACCGAGGCGAUGCUAAAGAAAGACAUUGCCGAUAACCGGGCCAUUGGAGCGCAUGGCGCCAAUGCGAUUCUCCAGCGUGUGACGGAGGCGGGAGGCUCCUCGGCGGGAUCCGCGGGCUCCGUCCGAGUGCUCACCCACUGCAACACGGGUUCCUUGGCCACCGCAGGAUUCGGCACGGCGCUGGGCGUGGUGCGCCAACUGGGCGAACUGGGAAAGCUAGAGCACGUAUACUGCACAGAGACCCGACCUUAUAACCAGGGAGCACGCCUCACAGCCUACGAACUGGUUCAUGAGAAAUUCCCAGCCACCUUGGUUUUGGAUAGCAUGGUGGCUGCUCUGCUGCGGGCUAAAAAUGUGGCUGCCGUGGUGGUGGGAGCAGAUCGGGUUGCCGCCAAUGGCGACACGGCGAACAAGAUUGGCACCUACCAGAUCGCCGUAGUGGCCAAGCACCACGACGUGCCAUUCUACGUGGCCGCCCCGCUGACCUCCAUUGACUUGGCGAUUCCCAGUGGCGAUCACAUCAUCAUCGAGGAGCGGCCCGACCGCGAAAUGACUCACGUGGGUGAGCACCGCAUUGCUGCGCCGGGCAUCAACUGCUGGAAUCCCGCCUUCGAUGUCACCCCCGCCUCGCUGAUCACCGGCAUCAUCACGGAACGCGGCGUUUUCAAGCCGGCGGAACUGAAAGCGGCCAUCACCAAGCUGCUCGAGUCAUAACAGGCGCACAGAAAAUGUUGUUUACGAAUGCACUCCAUUCCCCAAAAAAAAAACCACAAAUCGAAACCACAAAAAACAAGAGCACUCACCACACGAGCUCGGAAUAGGCAUUUUGCCAGCUGAGUUUUGUAUACAAAAAACGUGUUCCCGCCUAGCAAGCAAAUAUGGGUCGCCGAUCCGCUGGGGAGCACAACGCACAAUAUACCUCCUACAUAUGUAGCCCCA
This is a messenger RNA of Drosophila elegans, 1513 nucleotides long. Its product is annotated as methylthioribose-1-phosphate isomerase. Bases 194 to 1288 code for a protein of 364 amino acids. The record is from RefSeq and is a predicted model, not a curated record. Gene Ontology annotation, molecular function: S-methyl-5-thioribose-1-phosphate isomerase activity. Lineage: Eukaryota; Metazoa; Arthropoda; Insecta; Diptera; Drosophilidae. The transcript is spliced from 6 exons.